Molecule: messenger RNA, 3586 nt
Organism: Durio zibethinus
Lineage: Eukaryota; Viridiplantae; Streptophyta; Magnoliopsida; Malvales; Malvaceae
Biological process (GO): protein phosphorylation
Molecular function (GO): ATP binding; receptor serine/threonine kinase binding; protein kinase activity
Source: RefSeq, a predicted model, not a curated record
UCUCCCCCAAAACCCCGAAACUUCUUCUCCUUUGAAAACUCCAACACUUGCAGCAACCUCAAACACUCUCCUAAAACUAACAAAACUACAAACACAAGUGGAAAGAGAGAAAGUAAAGUCAAAGCAAACUCUCGGCUCGAGUUCCCAACUCUCCCCUCUGUACUUCACUCUCUAAAACCCAACACCAUACAAAAGGAAGUAAAAGCAUAAAAACGAAUCCUGAUACAGAAACAAUGUUUCUGGUUUUCUUGCUUCUGUUUCUGGAUCCUCUGCUACAUGCUUUUGCUCUAAACCAGGAAGGCUUGUACCUCCAGCGAGUCAAGCAAAGCCUUUCGGACCAAACCAACUCCCUUUCCUCCUGGAAUGACCGAGACGAGACGCCAUGCAAUUGGCGCGGCAUUUCCUGCGACUUGGUUACCGGACGAGUCGUCUCGGUCGACCUUUCUGAAUUCCAACUCGCUGGACCUUUCCCGGUUAUCAUCUGCCGACUCCCUGCUCUUCGCUCCAUUAAUCUCACCAACAACAACAUUAACUCAUCCCUGCCUGAUGAUCUUUACACAUGUCAAAAUCUAACGAUCCUCGAUCUUUCACAGAACGUCCUUGUGGGGUCCUUACCUGACUCCCUCGCCAAAAUUCCGACACUGAAAACUCUAAUCCUCUCACAGAAUAACUUCUCAGGCGAAAUUCCCGCGAGUUUCGGAGAAUUCCCCCGGCUCGAACUUUUAAAUUUGGGGGGAAAUCUCCUCAACGGAACGAUUCCUCCUUUCCUGGGAAACAUUUCGACUCUAAAAGAGCUCGACCUAGCCUAUAACCCGUUUUCGCCGAGUCAUACCCCGAGCGAACUCGGUAACCUAACGAAUCUCGAGCAGCUAUUUCUCGCCGGCUGUAACCUUGUGGGCCAGAUUCCGUCGAGUUUCGGUCGGUUGACUCGGCUUCUAAACCUUGAUUUGUCCUUUAACAGGCUCACUGGGUCGAUCCCUAGUUCAAUUUCGGAGUUGAGAAGCAUUGAGCAACUUGAGUUAUAUAACAACUCUUUGUCCGGAGAAUUGCCAUUAAAUCUGGGUAAUUUAACUACGUUAAAGCGAUUCGACGUGUCCACGAACGAGUUAACUGGGACAAUUCCGGCUGGGUUAUGUGGGUUACAGCUUGUGUCAUUGAAUCUUUUUGAUAACAGGCUUGAAGGAACUUUACCAGAGAGCAUAACUCGGUCAAAAGACUUGCAAGAGCUGAAAUUGUUCAACAACAAACUCAGUGGUUCAUUACCGAGUCAACUUGGUGAAAACUCGCCAUUGCAAAGUCUGGAUUUAUCUAAUAAUCAAUUUUCUGGAGAAAUCCCAGAGAAUUUGUGUGCAAGGGGGAAAUUAGAGGAUAUUGCCCUGAUUUACAAUUCAUUUUCUGGUAAAAUCCCGGAAAGUCUAGCUAAAUGCUGGAGCUUGGGCCGGGUUCGGUUCAAGCACAACCUUUUCUCGGGUUUGGUCCCAGCCGGCUUCUGGGGACUACCCCGAGUAUUCUUGCUCGAGCUUGCUGAAAAUUCCUUUAGUGGGCAAAUUUCAAAGAUGAUUUCAAGUGCUCAUAACCUCUCAUAUCUGUCAAUUUCCAACAACCGGUUUUCCGGAUCGUUACCUGACGAAAUCGGGUCAUUGGAGACAUUGGUAGAGAUAUCUGCAAGUGGAAACAUGAUCACCGGUCAGAUUCCUGGAUCUUUGGUGAAAUUGAGGCAGUUGGUUAGCCUUGAUCUUAGUGAAAAUGAGCUUGACGGAGGGAUCCCGGUAGGAAUUAGGGAUUGGGUGAAUUUGAAUGAGUUAAAUUUGGCUAACAAUAGGCUAUCUGGUAGUAUUCCUAGUGAUAUUGGUAGCUUGCCCUCGCUAAAUUAUCUCGAUCUUUCCAGUAACUCAUUCUCUGGGAAAAUCCCAAAUGAGUUGCAGAAUUUAAAGCUGAAUGUGUUUAAUUUGUCGUAUAACCGACUUUCAGGAGAGCUCCCUCCUUUUUAUGAUAAGCAAAUUUAUUGGAGUAGUUUUGUGGGGAAUCCCGGAUUGUGUGGUGAUUUGGAGGGUCUAUGUCCAAAGAUACAUAAAUCUAAGAAUCAGAGUUAUACGUGGAUUCUGAGAUCCAUUUUUGUACUUGCUGGCUUGGUUUUUGUUAUAGGGGUUGUGUGGUUCUACAUCAAGUACCGAAGUUUCAAAACGAAUAAGAAAGGAGCUACGAUAUCCAAGUGGAGAUCAUUUCAUAAGAUUGGGUUUAGUGAAUUUGAUAUUGCUGAUUGCCUCAAGGAAGAGAAUGUGAUAGGAAGUGGAGCUUCCGGCAAAGUUUAUAAAGUUGUGCUUAGUAACGGUGAUGCAGUGGCAGUGAAGAAACUCAGCCGAGGUGUUAAGAAAGAAGAUUCUUUGAGUGCUGAUAGAGAGAGAGAUGAGUUUGAAAUUGAAGUUGAAACGCUGGGAAAAAUUAGACACAAGAAUAUUGUCAGACUCUGGUGUUGUUGCAACGUUGGAGAUAGCAAACUUUUAGUUUAUGAGUAUAUGCCAAAUGGGAGCUUGGGGGAUUUGUUGCAUGGUAGCAAGGGGGGCUUGUUAGAUUGGCCCACCAGGUUUAAGAUUGCUUUAGAUGCAGCUGAGGGGUUAUCCUAUUUGCAUCAUGACUGUGUUCCUCCAAUUGUUCAUCGGGAUGUGAAAUCGAACAAUAUAUUGUUAGAUGGAGAAUUUGGGGCCCGAGUUGCGGAUUUUGGAGUUGCUAAGAUUGUUAAAAGAGUCGAGAAAGAUGCAGAAUUGAUGUCUAUGAUUGCGGGCUCUUAUGGUUACAUUGCACCAGAAUAUGCCUACACCCUAAGAGUGAAUGAGAAGAGUGAUACCUACAGUUUUGGGGUAGUCAUCUUAGAGCUGGUUACUGGUAAACUGCCAACUGAUCCAGAGUUUGGAGAGAAAGAUGUGGUAAAAUGGGUUUGUGCUACCUACGACCAAAACGGUGUGGAUCAAGUUAUCGACCCCAGACUGGACUCUACCUACAAGGAAGAAAUUUGCAAAGUACUCGACAUUGGUCUCCUCUGCACAAAUGCACUUCCUAUUAACCGCCCGUCAAUGCGGAAGGUGGUCAAAUUGUUGCAAGAGGCUAGUGGGGAGAGCAAGUCCAAAGGUGGUAAGGAUGGAAAGCUCUCCCCGUAUUACUACCACGAGGAAGCCUCUGAUCAAGGUUGUUUAGUAUAAGUUUAAUUAGUUGAAUUUAGAGAAUCCCAGUGAACGUUUUACUUGUUCAAGCCGGUACGUUUCCUGGGGGAGAGGUAAUGGUACAGUGCAAUCGAAUUUGAAGUGCCCAAUUUGAAAAGUAUACCAAGUAGUUAGACAGACCACAGACAGUAGCUGUUUAGGUAAUGCAAAACAUUUAUUUCCAUAAGCAAGCGCUGUAGUACAAGUUUACAAGGUAGUUUGCGGAAAAGAUCCAAAGUUUGAGUGGUUCAUUUUGAAUCUUCCCUCCUUUUAAUUUCAUUUUUAUACCCAUGCCUUCACCAUUAAAUCCUCAAAUUGAAGAAGAUACCAGGCUCGAUUUGUGUACUCAACCUUUUGCAGAAUUUUAGAAAUUCAGCCCGAUCUAAACU